Messenger RNA from Physcomitrium patens, 5885 nucleotides. Its product is annotated as serine/threonine-protein kinase RUNKEL. NCBI's taxonomy places the organism in Eukaryota, Viridiplantae, Streptophyta, Bryopsida, Funariales, Funariaceae. Gene Ontology annotation, biological process: phragmoplast assembly; cytokinesis by cell plate formation; protein phosphorylation. Gene Ontology annotation, molecular function: microtubule binding; protein kinase activity; ATP binding. The record is from RefSeq and is a predicted model, not a curated record.
CGAAUGCAUUGUCAGUAUCUCCGUUGAUCGUUUUCUGAAACGUCGGUCCUUGUUGUUCGAAGUUUGAAUGUGCAUUCCGCCAUAGCCAAACCCUACACCCCCUUCAUCCCUUCCACUGAAUUCCCACCCCUGUUUGAAGUCUCCCGUCCGCGGUUUUUCUGGAACGUGUGAAUGAGCUAAGAGUACAGACCUACUGCAGGCCGCACUCUUCUUCUCGAGCAGCUGGUUGGGAUUUGUAAGUUUGUACGUAUGUUCGGAAGCGGGCACGGAUUGUUCUCGAGGUGUGGGAAGUAAUCGGCAUUGUACUAGAAGACAAUCGUGGCGGUUUUUACACUUACAUUGGACCUGGCGGCGUUUUUGUGAACAUUGUUUUCGAGAUUGGUUUGGAGUUUGGAGCUUUACUUUGGGUACAAUCUUCGUGUCCGAAGGUUUUGGGUUGUAGAUUUGCAGCUUAGGCGUGUUGAUUCCAUUUUUUUCUUUUUCUAACGAACGCUUCGCCUCGCAUGGUUUUGAGCGUGAGAUUUCGUAACUUGUACUCUCGAAAGCAUAAUCAUUCGACAUUUGGUUGAUGUCUCGGAGACAGCGUUUCUCAAGGUGUUAGUAUCUUGUGAAUAAUUUCGAGUGCUGAUCCUUCUUCUUUAUGUUUUUGGAAUCUCGGUGAAGUGGACAUUGAAGAGUGGCUGGGGCCUACUUCUUUACGCAGUUAGUUGAAGACAAAUCUGAGCUACAUUGUCGCCUCUCUUAGCUGCAUAACUGUUCUUCCAUUUUCCUGUGUUAGUUUUAGGGACACUCAAGAAGUGUAUUAUUAGUAAGCGCAAAAAUUUUCGUGUGGAGUUUCAAGGGGCACGGUCUUCGCAUGAGGACUUGGUUACGAAAAAUUCUAUUUGAACCAAGUACUUAUGUUUUGGUUACAUUUUCCUAAUCCUUUUGCGGCACAAUUCAUCACAUGUUUCGCAUUAGCCAUUUUGGAUUAAGUCCGACAUUUUGAAGUGGUCGAGCCUUUGCAAUGUGAAGAGGGAAUAAGCCAGGAAUAUAUGAAACCUGUUGGAACUUGCAUCUCGUUGUUUUGGGAAAUAAUCUUAGGCAUUCGUAUUUUGUGAAGACUGGGGAUCAGCAACCUUCCAGGUUUUUUAAACCUAGACAGCAAAGUGCGAAUUCGCAGAUAUUUUCGGUCCUCCUUCUAUGCAGACUGCAAGGACGUGCUUUACUCUCUGUUGUGCUUGAAGAAGUGGCUCCAAGCUAGAGCGAGGGCUUUUUUGAGCCUUCGGCGCAUCUCUUAUGAAUCAAUAUCACAUCUAUGAGGCGAUCGGACGAGGAAAACACUCGACUGUUUACAAAGGGAGGAAGAAAAAGACAAUCGAGUAUUAUGCUAUCAAAAGUGUGGAGAAGAGUCAAAAAACCAAGGUUCUGCAGGAGGUCCGAACCCUCCACUCACUUGACCACAACAACGUGCUCAAGUUUUACGCAUGGUAUGAAACGUCAGCGCAUCUAUGGCUUGUUUUAGAGUAUUGUGUCGGAGGCGAUCUCUUGACGUUACUUAGGCAGGAUACACGGUUGCCUGAGGAAUCUAUUCAUGAUUUUGCUCGUGAUUUAGUCCAAGCUCUACAGUUCUUACACUCCAAAGGAGUGAUUUACUGUGACUUGAAACCAUCAAAUGUGCUUCUGGAUGAAAAUGGCCGCCUCAAGCUUUGCGACUUCGGACUGGCGAGGCGACUUAGUGACAUUGCCAAGAGUUCUGUACAAGAGCUACCGCAAGCAAAGCGUGGGACUCCCUGCUACAUGGCGCCUGAACUUUUUCAAGAAGGAAGUGUACAUUCCUACGGUUCUGAUCUAUGGGCAUUAGGUUGUGUCAUGUAUGAAUGCUACGCUGGCCGACCUCCGUUUGUUUCCAGUAGUUUCACUCAACUGGUAAACUCAAUAAUUUCAGACCCUAUGCCUCCUUUGUGGGGAAACCCUAGCCACGAAUUUGAGGAUUUAGUGAGCCGUCUUCUGGUUAAGGAUCCAGUAGAGAGAAUACAAUGGGAUGAACUCAGGAAUCAUAGCUUUUGGAGAACAAAGUGCAAGGUACUUCCUUUACCACCCCAACCUGCUUUUGAAAACUUCUUACGACUUACUUCCAGAUCCUCAUCUCCUGAAGAGACUCCGCAGUUGUCAGGUAGAAGUACUCCUGUAGAAAAGAAGGCUUUAGAUGCCAAGGGUUCCGGGAUUGACAGGGCCACCAUGCGAGAGAGAAGCCAGAUUCAAGCCAAGAAAGUUGAAAAUAAACAUGCUGGACAAGAAUCGAAAGGAGCUGCUCCAUUCAAAGAGAAAACGGAAGGUAGAGAAAACGGAAGGAAGUUAAUCAAAGGAUCAGCUGGCCAUGCUCAGCCAAAGGAAUCAGACAGAAAACUCAACGGAGGGGCACCGGUUGUUAACUUACUGAGAUUGUCCAAAAUAGUGAAAACUAAUAUGCUGAAGGAGACUGAGAAUGAUACUUAUCGACAGCAGUCCAAAGCGAAUGGAGCUUCUGAUGAUACCGACGUUACUUUAGAGAACCACGACUUGGAGCUCAACUUUGGUGAAGGAGCUGAAAGUGAUACUACAGAAGAGGAGGAUGACUCUGGUAGCAAUGCUGCUAACCCAAUUGAUUCAGCAGAGGAAAAAGACCUUCAGAAAGUCUCCUCCAAGACUACCCACGCUCAACCUGCUAAAGUAGAGAACACCAAAGCUAACACUGGAGCUGAGGAGCAUUUGCCAGUUACUCCUUCACCAUCUGAAACUAAUGGUAGGUCGGAGAACCAACUCAUGACGCCAGCCGAAAUUGAAGGAAAACAGUUGGAUACAAUGCGUCAGGUAGCAGCAACUCCACCAAACGUGGGUAUCCCUAGGAAAGCAUCUCAGCGUGGUACUGAGGAACCCAAGAAGGAGCCCACCCCUGCACCAAAUCCUGCUAGACCUUCAGUAGUGCUUUCCCAGUCACUUUGGCACCCAUCAGAUCUUUCUGUGAGACCAAUUAUGCUGAAUCGGCGGAUAGAGAAGGUUCCGGAAUCAAACUUCGACUCACGAAUGCUGCCUGUCGAACGACUGACCUCUUCUGAGUUUGUGAAGAUGGAAUCAGAGCAGCAGGAUGCUUUCCUGAAUAAGAUCAUGACUAAUAUUCAUGGAAGUUCAGUUAAUGAGAAGAUUAAUACAUUAAAAUAUCUCGAGACACUUUGUACCAAUAUUGAUGCAGCUAAUGUAUUAAUCAACGGUCCAGUUAUGCCCUUGCUGGUGAAACUGUUGCGCACCAUCAAACUUCCAGCCCUGCGUGUACAACUGACUUCUGUUAUGGGUCUACUUAUCCGGCAUGCCACGCUCAUUGAGGAGGAGCUGGCAGGUUCAGGGAUCGUAGCAGUUUUGACAGACACUUUACGAGACAAGCAGGACAAGGUAAGGCGCUGUGCAAUGGCAACACUUGGAGAGCUUUUAUUUUACAUUGCAACUCAAAAUGAAGGUUCUCCCAGAGCUGGUGGUGGUCAUGACAAUUCUGCUAAGGACGUUAAAUCCUCAGCAUGGCAGAUUCCAGGUACAACCGUUGCACUGGUGGCUUCCAUACUUCGAAAGGGUGAAGAUGAUGUCACUCAGCACUAUGCAUUGAAGACUAUAGAAAAUAUAGCAAGCCAAGGUGGAGAGUGGGCUCAACGCUUUACGAAUAAUGAAGUUAUCGACAAUCUUUGUUACACAUUCAGGGCAUCAGCUAAACCUGAAAACCUCAGGGCAACAGCAGGUUCUUGUUUAGUUCGGUUGGUGCGCUUUCAGCCAACCACGAUUCCUGUUGUUCUUGAAAAGCUCACUUUUAAGGAACUUGUGGGAGGACUUGCCAGAGGGAGUCCACGCGAGCAACAAGUCAACAUCAAUCUCCUCAACAUGGCCCUUGUAGGUAGUAGUGUUAUCUCCAACAUGAGCAAGUAUCUCCUCGCUCUUUUGGAGGAGAGGAGCCUAGUGCCUAGUGUAGUUGCAAUGCUGGAGCAGGGUCCAGAAAUACUGCGUGGCAAGGCCUUCGUAUGUGCUGCGCUCCUGUGCAAAAUCAACCGUCGGUGGCUUCCUUCUCUCUGCAACGCCAAGCUGAUUCCUGCAGUAGAGAGGCUAACUAAGGAGAAGGACUUAUACGUACUGCAAUGCAUGGAGGCCUUGGUGCAAACUGUUGUCAGCGUGGUUCCUUCUAUAUUGGAAAGUAUAAAUACAGAUAUUAUCCAGUUGGCUAGUGGAAGACGAACUCCAGGACCUGGGUCGUCACCCGCCCGUGGGACACUGAGAAGUUCUCUCCCAAUGUUUCCGGUGGUAUUGAAUUUGAUGAAUAGUCCCACUUUCAGAAAUCGUAUGGUAGACGAGAAUGUGUUGGAGAGAUUGGCGUCCUUUCUCAAGCGGCUGGAGACUUCUUCUUUUCAGGGACAGGAUGAAUUCCAGUCUACGCUUUUGCAAAUAGUGGAGGUUCUAUCUCAGCAGUCAACCACAUUGUUGGCUCACCCUGAUACAUUCAUAGCCAGAGUAUUACCUAGCCUUGCUGUCCUUUAUGAGAAGAAUACCGAUGGAGACAUGCGGUUUCUUUGUCUCAAAGUAUUCUUCGAUAUAUUAGUUGUAUUUCUUGAUGAUAUCUCAUCUACCAACAUUACCGGGGACCAUCAGUCGUCAACAACCGCAUCGGGUGCGCUCAGAAGAGAGAAGCUUGAAGUCAUCGUCAAGCAGCACUUCCUACCCAUGUAUCCAAUCCUUCUGCAGGACGAAGAUCCUUUACCCAUGUAUGCUCAAAAGCUUCUGGUUAUGCUGCUUGACCUCAAAUGCAUCCAGGUUGAAGACAUCCUGCAGCUCAAGCUGAUUUCUCAGUUCUUUGAAUUCUUGCAAAGUGAUCUGGCCAGCAUUAAUCUUCACAACGUGCGACUUUGUUUGUACUUGGCAUCUUCACCUAAAGUUGAUUCCAAGUUGCUGUCCGACCUUCGCAUUGUGAGCCAUGUUGGAGGUCUAUUAGAUUUUGUGCAUGCUAAAGGCAUGCAGGACUUCCUCGAUCCGGUCCUGUCAUUGUGUCGAUACUUCCUCAUUCGGAAUGUAGGGGACAGCCUCGAGUUUAGUAGCGGCAAUGGAACUUGUGCAACUGCUGUUAAUGCAGGGGAUCGCACUGGAUCAGCUAUACAGGACAUUGGAGACAUGGGACAGCAUGCUGGCAUCUUUUUGGAGCUUUGUGGAAGCCGAGAACCGCAAGUUACAGAGGCAGCAGCUGACUGUCUAGCUUUGUUGCUCAAGGUUGCGCCUCGAUCAGCAGCAGCACCCAUAUUUUCUACCAUGGGGCGCUUUGCGGACUUGUUGGAAACCUGUGCCCAGUCUCAUGCUCCGACUUUAUGUGCUAAACUUCAAAGCCAACUACUGUUUGCUAUCUCAGCUUCCUGCAAAGAGCUACGAGAAGCCCACGCGCGGAAUCAACCUCUUCGAGGUCGUCCUUCAAGUAGUGACUUGGCAGCGCUUGAGAAUGCUAUUGCGCGUUUACGUAAAUCUAGCACUGCACAAGUAGCAGAAGCUGCUGCUAGUGCUGCCUUCGAGUUGCAGCGCUUACCUUAACAGUGCGUACAUGCUCGACAUCAACCAAGUCGGGAUUUCAAGUGUAGAUGUGCACGACCUCGAGAGACGUUUCCAACAUUGUCCAGAGUUAACAACUUCAAGAAGACAUGUUUAUUGCAGUCCACCAGGUUUCUACAAGGGUGCAAGACAAUUAGAGUAGGUGAUGGAUCCGGUUUACAGAUUUACUUUCCUAGGGUAAUGUGCAAUGGGAUUGGAGUUUGCGUUUGACUGAAAAAUGGUAAUCUUAUAAUUACUUAAUGAUCGAAUUGCGACAAUGCUUCUGUCUACAUUUCAGUUACAUGGACAAUUGAAUGAAA